Messenger RNA from Cotesia congregata, 903 nucleotides. Lineage: Eukaryota; Metazoa; Arthropoda; Insecta; Hymenoptera; Braconidae. The record is from the annotation of a GenBank genome assembly.
AGGCAACCAGAUCAAGAAGAUAAUACAAAAAUGACGCAAACAAUAAAUUUACAAUCAUUAAAAGUUGGAUUCAUUGGUGGCGGAAACAUGGCACGUGCUAUAGGAUUAGCUUUGAUAAAAAGAAAUAUUUUAAAUCCAAAAAAUGUAUGGAUAUCAGCACGAACAAGAGAAACACUUCAAAAUUGGAACCAAUUGACUUCAGAAAAUCCUGUUAAUACGACGUUGAACAAUGCUGACAUAAUAAUAAACAGUGACAUAAUAUUUUUGGCUAUCAAACCCCAAUCACUCGUCUUGGCUAUUGAAGACGCAAAAAAAACCUCUGAAGGACGUAAUUUAAUGUUGAAUAAUAAAUUAUUUGUGUCAGUACUUGCUGGUGUUACACUUGAUACAUUAGAAAAGGAAAUUCAACUACAUUUAGGACAACAAUUACCUUUGAAAAUUAUCAGAACAAUGCCAAACACACCGUUAAGUAUUGGAGAAGGCAUAACAGUAUACUCUCGAAAUGCCCAAGUAUCUGAAAGCGAUGCACUUCCAUUAGUUAAAAUGCUAUCGCAAAUAGGCAUUAUUGAAGAGAUUCCGGAAAAUUUAAUCAACUCAGCCGGUGGUUUGGCUGGGUCAGGUCCAGCUUAUGCUUACCUUAUGGUGGAAGGAUUAGCUGAUGGAGCAGUGAAAACUGGUUUACCUCGUGCACUAGCAACUAAAUUUGCCGCACAAGUAUUAGUUGGUGCCGGCAAAAUGGUAUUACAAACUGAGAAACAUCCAGGACAGCUUAAAGAUGAAGUUUGUUCACCAGGUGGUACAACUAUUACAGGAAUGCACGCUUUAGAAACUGGAGCAGUAAGAGCAUCAUUGAUGAACGCAGUUGACGCAGCAGUAAGAAGAUCUAAGGAGCUUGGAGCUUAG